AUGGCGAUCCACGACGAUGUCCAGAUUGGUGAUGUCGUCAAUGUACCAGGGGGCAUGUUUGGCACAGUGAAAUACUUGGGAUCAGUGGCGGGCAAGCCGGGUAAGUUUGCGGGCAUUGAAUUGAGCAAUGAGCAUGCGCCCCGGGGGAAGAACAGCGGAGAUGUGGAAGGACGAAAAUACUUUGCGACAUCAGUUCCCGGCUCAGGAAUCUUUGUGCCUAUGAACAACAGCAAGUACGUCACUCGACGAGCCACGUCCAACAACUUCGCCGUGCCUACAACCCCAGGGCGUGCGCCUGUCAACUUCAGCAAGUCAGUUGGCCCGAGCCUCACACCCCGUCCCAAGAUCCGCCGUCCCUCCCUCCCUCGAGCCGAAUCUCCCCGCGUUCCUCCAAAGCUGAGCUUGAACGGCCUACGCACCCCCUCCGCAGCCUCAAGAACAUCAACCUCCAAUGGAUACCAACGGAGCCCUACCAAGGCACCGUCACGACUGUCAGAUCGACCACCUUCACGGCUCAGCAUUGAUGACGACGCCUCGUCGUAUGGUGGUAGACCAUCUGACUUCCAGCGUCCAUCUUCGGUAGAGACGCAGGAAUUGAAGGAUCAGGUCAAGACUUUGGAAAAGCAACUAUCGGAUCGGGACAGGCAGCUGGAUGAACAAACGAAGAUCCUCGGUGAUUUCCAAAGAAUGGUGGAGGAACUGGAGGGAUCAGAUGCCAUGUCGAUCCGUGCUCAGCUUCGGGAGAGGAAUGAGCGAAUCAACCAGCUGACUGCGGAAUUUGAUGGUCACCGAGCCGAUUUCCGUAGCACUCUUGACACAUUGGAAAUUGCUGCAUCCGAGACUGAGCGUGUCUACGAACAACGGAUGGAUGACCUUCUGCAACAGAACAAGGAGCUCCUAGACCGCGGAGAAGAUGUGGAGAUCGUGGCUCAGCAACUUAAGCAGCUGGAGGAGCUCGUCUCCGAGCUUGAAGAGGGUCUGGAAGACGCAAGACGAGGCGAAGCAGAAGCCAGAGCUGAGGUUGAGUUCCUACGUGGCGAGGUCGAGAGGACCAAGUUGGAAUUGAAGAAAGAACGUGAUCACUCGGCGGCCGCGCUCAAGGACGCACAUGCCGCAUCAGAUGGACCCCGGCACUCCAAUGAGAUUGAGCAGAAAGACGAUGAAAUCCGAGGCCUCAAGGCUAUCAUCCACUCUCUGAGUCGCGGAAUUCCCAAUGGCAACCACAAUGAUAAUGGUGCAGACGCCCAAAAUGAGCAAAAUGAGCGGAUCGCCCAGCUGGAGCAACGGCUUCAAGAGACCGAGAGCAAUACUGAACGCAAAGACACCCGCAUUGAUGAACUGGAACGGGAGCUGCAGGAGCUCCGAGUGAGUUCUGUUGAAGGAGGUCGCAACCGCAGCUCCACUGUCACCCUCUCCCCACCCAAGUUGCAACACAAGCCAUCUAGCUCCCAGAGCAACAUUACUGUGAACGACAACAUCAACCAUGACCACCGUCUGUCUGAUCGUACGGUUGUCCCGACCGACUGGCAUGAUGCCCCAUCAGAGCUUCGCCAGCACAACCGCGGCAUGUCCAGCUCCUCACAACCACGACUCGAGCCCAUGCCCGAGUCAGAACGAUCUUCCGAUGAUGAUACUUUGUGGUGUGAGAUCUGCGAGGAGGGUGGCCAUGACAUCCUCAACUGUACUAGCAUGUUUGGAUCCGGCAACAAUGACCCCAAGGCCAAUGCCCCGGAGAUAACGAAUGACCACCCCGCCGGAAACACCGAAGAUCACACCGAUCUCCAAACUGAUGACCAUGAUAUUCAUGAUAAGACUCCCUCUCCUAAGACUGGUCGGGAUGUCGUCCUUGAGGGAUUGAAGGGGAUUGGAGGCCUGGGAAAUUCGAUGGCCCCAGUGGCUGGCAAGUCCUCCGGAGUCAUUGAUGAGUCCAAGUGGUGCGCUCUUUGUGAGCGUGAUGGCCAUGAGAGCAUCGACUGUCCUUUUGAUGAAUAA
Messenger RNA from Penicillium verhagenii, 1992 nucleotides. RefSeq names its product CAP-Gly domain containing linker protein BIK1. The transcript has a single exon. The coding region runs from base 1 to 1992 and encodes 663 amino acids. The record is from RefSeq and is a predicted model, not a curated record. NCBI's taxonomy places the organism in Eukaryota, Fungi, Ascomycota, Eurotiomycetes, Eurotiales, Aspergillaceae.